This is a messenger RNA of Cantharellus anzutake, 1485 nucleotides long. RefSeq lists its product as uncharacterized. Bases 354 to 1307 code for a protein of 317 amino acids. Lineage: Eukaryota; Fungi; Basidiomycota; Agaricomycetes; Cantharellales; Hydnaceae. The record is from RefSeq and is a predicted model, not a curated record. The transcript has 4 exons.
CCGUAACUCUAGUGUCUCGGGACAUAUGUGCUGAGAUGUUGCGCUCACGGACUCGAAAUCGGCGGACGAAACUGGGCUCGAAGCAUUUCCACUCCGGAAUGCAAAUUGAGAUAACAACCGUACCGAAGCGGUAUCCCCUUUUUGUAUUAAUUGGCUACGAACCUGUUCCUCAAAAUUUGAAAACUUGGCCUCCCGAAAUACUGGGCUAUUCGGGUGCUCAACCCGCCAAACCCCCCCAAGUCCGCAUAUAGGACAUCGAGGGAAGCCAGUGCCCUCGCGGCAUAUUUUCUAAAUCCCGAGCCCAUACAAAACGCUGAUACCUGCACACCUGUCUUUCAUCCACUUCCCUGAGAAUGUGUAGCAUCGAGCCUAAUCCCAACGUGUCUGGGAUCGGUAUACGCGUCUCUUUUUAUGUUACCAGCACUAUUAUCUCCUUGCUGCGAUUUGGGAGGGGUUAUACGGAGCUGUGCGAUGCUUUGGCUCAGGGCGCCGGUGUGAACGCGCUAGCCUUGCUGAUUGUCGCAAUUGUGCAAACCGUAUCGAAAAAACUGGAUCUCUUUCAUGCCCUUAUUAUAUCCCAUAUUAAUGGUUAUUUCGGGAUAAUAUUAUUCGUGCACCCUCUAUACUACCGCGCUCCCCCAAAGCAACUGGCUUUCUACUGGGUGACGAUAUGGAUUCUUCAGACUGUCCAUUCUGCCUGGGCGGUAUAUCUUAUGGUGAACGCUCCAAGAUUCGGGCCCGACCCAGAGUGUAAUGACAGCGUAAUCUAUCUCAUGCUCGCCUGGAAAGUUCGAGUCACCGCCCUUUGGUUCAGGGCAUUAGGGAUCGCGGUAAUAGGCGUGUCAAAUCUGGCAGCGCUGUAUGCAACGCCUUGGAUCAUCAAGUCCAUUUUUCGUUUGCUCAAGGGCUCGUUGACCCGGCAAGCGGCGCAUGAGCGGGAUCCGUCCUUCGAGCUUCCAUACUUUUCGGGGAUCAACCCACAUCCGACGUUUGACACUCCCACAACACCAUAUAUUGAUCAACAUUCAUCACAAAAUCCAGGACUACAGCCAACUCCCCAGGCCGUGGCCAAUGCUGACAAGGUUCUGCAUUUCUGUGGCGCCCUCGGGCGUCUGAUCGGUACCGCAUAUGGUGUCAUCUCGCUGGAACUCACCGUCCACUUCAAUCACGUACAACCCGGCGAGAAUGUGUGGAAUUUUGGACAGCUUGUCGCAGUAGUCAUUCUCGCUGGGAAUACCCACCAAUUUGUUCGUUUCUAUCUGAAAAAACGCGAGGAGGGGGUCCCACCAGUGACCAUCAUGGACUGAAGACCGUUAUGAUGGGUCGCAAGGCGAGGCACCAGUCUACCAUAUUCCUGGAGAUUCAUAAGAAAUGCAGGCUCUGUUAUUUAUGAAGGAUCCAUGUGCUCAACGAUUUUUUUUUUCACCUCUGCUAGCUACUGUAUCCCUCCCGACAAACUGUACCAACAGCCUUUGUCUCGCGCCC